This is a messenger RNA of Blastomyces gilchristii SLH14081, 2847 nucleotides long. Its product is annotated as SCY1 protein kinase. The record is from RefSeq and is a predicted model, not a curated record. Gene Ontology annotation, molecular function: protein kinase activity; ATP binding. Bases 1 to 2847 code for a protein of 948 amino acids. Lineage: Eukaryota; Fungi; Ascomycota; Eurotiomycetes; Onygenales; Ajellomycetaceae. Gene Ontology annotation, biological process: protein phosphorylation. The transcript is spliced from 2 exons.
AUGUUUUCUUCUGCUUUGAAGUCUUUUAGCUCAAACAUAGCUGCCAAUUACCAGCUAUCCCCGCACCCCUCGUUUACUUCUGGCCCGUGGAAAGUUUAUGAAGGCAAGAAAAAGAGUACCGGAGUUGCAGCAUCGGUUUUCGUUUUUGAUCGGAAAUCGCUUGAUGCGCGGCCUGGUGGCCUUGGCUCCCGAUCUAACACCUCGUCUCUGAAAAAGUUACAUGAUGAAGUUGUCGAAAGGCUUAGACGGGAAGCAAGUAGCCUCACCCGGCUAAGGCAUCCUUCCAUUCUACAGGUCCUGGAGCCAGUGGAAGACACCCGAAAUGGCGGUUUGAUGUUUGCAACGGAGCCAGUCACCACAUCUUUAACUGGGCUGUUGCGGGAGAAAGAUGAGCAAGAGAGAUUUUCCGGUGGUGGGCGGGCCGGCCGAUCUAUCGGCGGGGAGUCCGAUGUAAAUCGAACUGGGAAUAGUAUCGAAUUGGAUGAAAUCGAAAUCCAGAAAGGUUUACUGCAAAUUGCCAAAGGCCUAGAAUUUUUGCAUGAAUCUGCCGGUCUUGUCCACGGCAACUUGACCCCUGAAGCCAUCUACAUCAACACGAAAUCCGACUGGAAAAUAUCUGGCCUUGCCUUUGCUGGUCCAGCUGACGCAGGCUCACAGUCAUCUUUGCCUCCAAUUGCACUUUCAGAGGUUCUAUAUCAAGAUCCCAGACUACCAGCUUCCGUUCAACUUGACCUGGACUAUACCUCUCCUGACUUCGUAAUUGACUCGAAUAUCUGCACGUCUGCAGACCUCUUCUCCCUCGGCCUUAUCAUUGUUACUCUUUAUAAUUCUCCUCACACGUCUCCUCUUAAAACACACGGCAAUCCUUCUACAUACAAAAAAUUAUUAAGCUCACCGUCGACAAUACCGUCACAGAGUAAUGGAUUUCUUGCCUCAGGCCCAAUACCAAAGGAUCUAGCGUCUCACGUUCUACCUAGGCUCAUUGCUAGAAGACCGGCUCAGCGCAUGGAUGCAAAGGAGUUCCAACAAUCCCAAUACUUCGAUAAUGUACUAGUGUCAACUAUACGCUUUCUGGAGACUUUGCCUGCGAAAACAGUUAAUGAGAAGUCUCAAUUCAUGAAAGGAUUGGGUCGCAUCUUGCCCGAGUUCCCGGCUUCUGUCCUCGAAAGGAAGGUUCUUGGUGCCCUCCUGGAUGAAAGCAAAGACAAAGAAUUGCUUCCACUUAUCCUGUCGAAUGUGUUUAAAAUUAUCAAAAUUAUUCCAUCCGGUCCGCGGGUCGUUCCUGAGAAAGUCCUUCCCCACAUCAAAUCAAUUUUUCUGCCAGCUGGAGCAAAAGGCUCUACGCAGGAGCGUGAUCAUUGCAAAGAUGCUAGUCUCAUGGUUGUUCUCGAAAAUAUGGAUAUUAUAGCGAAAACCUGUUCGGGACGGGAUUUUAAAAAUGACGUACUACCUCUGAUCCGUCUAGGAUUAGAGUCCAACGCCCACUCGCUAGUCGACGCUUCAAUGCGGUGCCUCCCCGUGAUGCUGCCAAUUCUUGAUUUCUCGACUGUGAAGGAUGACGUUUUCCCUCCUAUUGCCUCCGUUUUCACCAGAACCAGCAGCCUUGCCAUCAAAGUUAGAGGUUUGGAGUCGUUUGCUAUUUUAUGCGGUGGUUCCGUAAAGGAAGCAUCUUUGACUCCGAACGGUGAUUUCGUUGGCACCUCAAGCAAGUCCGAGCAACCCAAGUCCGGCUCAACUUCGAUUCUUGACAAGUAUACUGUCCAAGAAAAAAUAGUUCCCUUGCUAAAAGCUAUUAAAACAAAAGAGCCUGCAGUUAUGAUGGCAGCUCUAAACGUGUUUCGACAGGUCGGCCAAAUUGCCGAAACUGAAUUCAUCGCUCUAGAGAUCAUUCCAACGUUGUGGAAUUUCAGUCUGGGCCCGCUUCUCAACGUCCAGCAAUUUGGCCGCUUCAUGGACCUGAUAAAAUCCCUCUCUUCAAGGGUCGAGCAACAACAAACGAAAAAGCUACAAUCGCUUUCCUCGUCAAAUGAUUCCGGAAACCCUAGAAAGAGUGAUUCUAAUUUAUUCGGAACGAUGGAAACUGCAAAUGGCGGAACUGAUGUUGAAAACACACGAUCGGAUUUCGAACGCUUAGUCCUUGGUAAAGCAACGACAUCUAGUUCUAAUGAUGCCUCCUGGAAUUCCUGGGACACUGCAAAUCCGAACCCAACAAACCCGCAAGCAACUACCGAUCACACGCCCAGGUUUGCAUGGUCGACUGUGAAUUCCGUCAGCGCCAACAAUACUGGAGGUCGUAAUUCACUUGCAAACGUGUCAGGGCCUUCUCAACGAUCGAUUACUCCAGAUAUGAGCAUGGCCUCCUUCCCUGCUCUUGCCCCUUCAACUACCCAACAGCAAUCAUCCAUGGGUUCAUCAUUCCCAGCGUUGCAACCUGCGCGCCCCUCACAACCGUCCCAGCCUUCAUUAUCUUCCACUUGGUCGACAAUGACCCCGAUUACAAACACCAAUACUAUCCAACGACCCACUUCGAUGAUGAAUCAGUAUUCCGCAAACCCGACCUAUCCGCCAACCUCCACAACCUCCACAACAUUACCAUCAACUUCAUCCUUUGGUCUGAAUACACAGCCAACAAUGCCACUCUCCCCAUUUUCGAUCCCUCCUCCACCGCCAUCAAAUUUCCAGCAACAGCAAAAGCCAUCAACCGAUCCCCUUUCCGCCGCUUUUGGUCAGCCAAAAGCGAACCCAACCCAGCAGUGGCAUUCGAAUUCGACUCAGAUACCCCCAGUUCUACGACCGCCAGUUAACCAGCAGAAGCAGGGCCUUGAUAAAUAUGAGAGCCUCAUUUGA